CUUUCUCAGAGUUGGCACAUCGACUCUUCAUUAUCUCGAGGCAUAUCACCUUUCAACCGUACUUUCGCCUGCAGUGCUCUUUCCUUGCAGAUAGCACCUGCCCUGUUGGCACCACGGAAGGUUGCAGAAACCUGAACUUCUUCGGACUAGGCACAUCUGUUUAUUUUUCCCCAUGGCGCCCACCUUCACAACGCUACAAAUCGAGAUUCCCCAAGAUGACGAUCGCUCUUCUUCCUCCUCGUCAGCAGCCCUCGACAGCUCCAGCAGUGAUUCCUCCAUCGACGACUCUUCCUUCUCCGAAAUUGACGGAUCAGAUGGAGCGACAGCAGAAUUCGACGCGACCAACCUCCCUAACGGCCGAAUUCCUGUCGACCGGCACAUUCGGACGGCCAGCGGGUCCGUGACGUGGAUGCCGCCGUCGCCGGUGGCGGUGAAAAGCCCGCACGCGAGCGCGAUACGGAAGAAGGCGGCGAUGGCGAACGGGCGCGCGACGGCCAUGGAGUGCGCGUGGGCGGAGGCGGAGGAGGACGCGAAACCCAUUGUCGCUGCGGCCUGCGCCGCCGCCGCUGCUGCCGCCCCUGGCGAUUCUUCGAUGUCGACUUCUCGUUCGCAGGCCAGAUCUCCGACCCUGUUUGGGUUCCGAGUCCCGAGCCACGAAACCAAGGCGGCGCCGUCGUUCCCGCUCCAGAAGCCGUCGCGGGUCCCGGCACGCACCAGCAGCGGCGGAAUCGCCGCCGGGGUUUCUCCCCGCGGAUUGACGCGCACGUGGUCCAUCUCCACCCUGCCGUCGAUCUGGCGUAAGCCGCCUCACGGCGAGUGGCCGAAAGAUGUCGCUGCUGCAGACUCCGCGACUCACGCAUUCGUGCAAGGCGGUGAUGGAGCGGCGAUGCUCCGUCCGUCGCAAAAGCCUCGGCCGCGCCAGUCGCGGCAGCGCGGAGAGCUCGCGCGCAGCCUGACGACGGACAGCGCGGUGCUGUCGGGGUUCAACGCUGACGACAGGCGGAGCAAGGGCCGGCCCGCGCGACAGGCGGAGCAAGGGCCGGCCCGUGAGGCGAAGCCCGCGCAGUCAAGUCAUACGAUUCGCAACCAGCUUUGCGGUGGUGGCCGCGCGCUCGUGCGCACCGCGUCCGCGCCUGUUGCCGCGCGCACGCCGCCCUCCCUUCCCCGUCGCGGACUUGAGCUAGGCCGCGAUGGGCGCUGCCAGAUGGCUGAGGCGGGCAGACAAAGCAGUGCUGCGCGGAGCUGCGUGGUGGCGCAGGCAGUGGCGGAGGAGGGGGAAGAGGAGGAGGAGGUUCCGGUGGCGCAUGCAGCGACAGCGGCGAGUAUCGGCGCGCUUGAAGGAGGGACGAAGCCCAGGUGCUUUCCGCAUGCAUGGACGCAUGCGGUGCAUGUCAAGCCCUUGUACAGGCAGGCGCAUUCGCUACCAGCUAUCUCGAUACAGUCACCCCCAGUUCAGUCGUACACACCGCUGCAGCGACAUGCAUCACUGCAGCCUCGGCCGCAGCAGCAGCAGCAGGGCCGAGCGUGUCUCCCGCCCUCUCCCUGCGCCGACGUGCACCCGUCGCAGCGCCUGCCUGCUGCCAGCACCCCCCCAGCAGCGCACCCCAGCAGCCCGGCCCUGGAGCUCGGUGCCUCCACUGUGCCGCCCUUCACCCCCACGCCCUGCGUAUGCCACGCGUCGCCCCGCGUCUUCAUCCCCCGCCUCGCCUCCUCCCCGUGCGCGUGCUCCUCCCGUGAUUCCAGCUUCCCCACGCCGCAUCCCUCUGCCCUGCGCCCAUCCGCCACGUCCCCCUCCCUUGCCUCCCCCUGCCUGCUGCCCUCCCCCUCUCUUGCCCUGCCCAGUCCCCGCCCCGCCUCCGCCCUCCCAUCAUGCCUGCGCUCACCCGCUAGCCCGUCCCCGCACAGCAAGCAGGCUCGGCGCGUGGCCUUCAGCCCUGUGGUUCGGGUCCGAACCUACUCACACUCGGACGAGGACUGGCCCGCACCCCCCGAGCACACCACCGCAGCUGUUGCUGCUGCCGCUGCUGCUGCAGGCGGCACUGUAGGAGGUGCAGCAGCAGGAGAGGGAGGAAGGUCCAAGAAUAUCCCAGACAACAACACAGACAGUACUCUGCUGCAGCCCCACCUUGAAGCAGAAGGGUUUGCGUCAAAGGCUCCCAAGGGAGAGUGCAUCCCCAGGCAGCAAGUCUCCCUGCAAGCAUGCUGACACUAGGUGGCCAUGGGCACGCACAGGCGGCAAUGCAUGUAUACAUCUACCGUAUGUUCAUGUUGAUACAGGUACAUUGAACAAAUUUCCCCAAGAACGGUGGAGCCUUUGGGAAAGCAUGUG
Closterium sp. NIES-67 is the source of this 2329-nucleotide messenger RNA. The record is from the annotation of a GenBank genome assembly. Lineage: Eukaryota; Viridiplantae; Streptophyta; Zygnematophyceae; Desmidiales; Closteriaceae.